Molecule: messenger RNA, 498 nt
Organism: Aspergillus nomiae NRRL 13137
Lineage: Eukaryota; Fungi; Ascomycota; Eurotiomycetes; Eurotiales; Aspergillaceae
Exons: 1
Coding region: 1-498 (165 amino acids)
Biological process (GO): protein phosphorylation
Molecular function (GO): protein kinase activity; ATP binding
Source: RefSeq, a predicted model, not a curated record
AUGCGAAACUCUUCGCAAGAACUCCCAUCCAAAUAUUGCCACCUAUUAUGGCUAUAUGGAGACGAACGGUCGAGUCUCUGGCUACGCCUCAAGCGAUAUACGUCCACUCUGAUUGAAGCGGUCAAUCCUCAACGCCUUGGAAAAGUCGCUUUCCUUUCAAGUCCGCGCGAACUAGUGAAGGAGAGUAUGAAAGGUAGCCUGGAAGGGAUUUUGGCAGCUAUCAGACAUCUCCACUCGCUUGGACUUGUCCAUAACGACAUCAACCCAGCAAACAUUAUGCUUGACGAAGACGGUACGUUUAUUCUCAUCGAUUUCGAUAGCUGUCGAUAUAUCGGGGAGUCCUUGCGCAACACCGAAACGAAAAGAACCCGCCACUGGCACGACCCUUCUGUUGAUAUUUCGCUGGAGAAAAACGACCUUGACGCUUUCAAAGAUCUACAAAUCUGGCUCACUGGACCGGCGGAUGAAGAAUUCCUGUUUGAAAGAAGUGCUUCUUAG